This is a messenger RNA of Paramisgurnus dabryanus, 873 nucleotides long. NCBI's taxonomy places the organism in Eukaryota, Metazoa, Chordata, Actinopteri, Cypriniformes, Cobitidae. The record is from RefSeq and is a predicted model, not a curated record.
AUGACUAUCGUACGGUUGCUUGUGAGUCUUUUACUCUUUGGUUCAGUUGAAGCUGGGAAGCUGUUGGUUAUUCCUACAGAUGGCAGCCAUUGGCUUGGGAUGAAGCCUAUGGUGGAAGAACUGGGGAGGAGAGGAAAUCAGGUGGUGGUGGUCAUCCCAGAUGCAAGUCUGAGUAUGGGUCCAUCAGAUCACACCACCACUCUGUCUUAUCCAGUGCCUUACACCAAAGCUGAAUUACACGAGCAGUUAGAAGGCAAUUUAACCCAAAUUAUGAGCAAUGAUCUUUCUUCUAACCUGUCCAAGUUCCUGUGGUUCUUCAACCAAAUUAUAUUUUUUCAAAAGUUCAUAGUAAAAAAUGCAGAGAGCCUGCUGCUUGACGAAGACUUGAUGAAGAAACUGCAAGACUACGAUUUUGACGCUAUUCUCACAGACCCGUUUGAACCUGUUGGAGUUAUUGUUGGUGAAUAUCUCUCAAUUCCAGCUAUUUAUGUGCAAAUAAACCUUCCUUGUGGCAUUGACACUCUUGCCAGCCAAUGCCCAAGUCCACCCUCCUAUGUUCCCCAGCGUAACACCCACUUUACAGACCAUAUGAAUUUUGGGCAGAGGUGUGUGAACCUGAUAAGAAGUCUCCUGCAGCACACGUCCUGUAAAGUUUUGCAUGCUAAUGCAGAUGAGAUUGCCACACGUUUACUUCGACGAAAAGCAUCAGUGAUGGAGAUCAUGAGCCGUGCGGCUCUCUGGUUAAUGCGAUUCGACUUUGCGUUUGAAGUUCCACGGCCAGUGAUGCCCAACAUGAUCAUGAUUGGAGGGAUGGCAGCCAAGAAACCAAAACCUUUAUCACAAAAUGCUGAUAAGUUUGAGCGUGCCGCAUAA